AUGUCUCGCGAAGCCUACCAAGUCCCUACGGGCCAGACUGGUUACACUGGCGCAGGGGGCGUCGUGGAAGGAACCACUAGCGACGCCAUAUCGGUCACCUACGUUUGCGGUGAUUGCAACUCGCGCGUUUCUAUGAAGCGUGGAGAUCAGAUCCGCUGCAAGGAAUGCGGGCAUCGUGUGCUGUAUAAGGAAAGGACGAAGAGAAUGGUGCAGUUUCAGGCUCGAUGA
Messenger RNA from Blastomyces dermatitidis ER-3, 228 nucleotides. RefSeq names its product DNA-directed RNA polymerase I, II, and III subunit RPABC4. NCBI's taxonomy places the organism in Eukaryota, Fungi, Ascomycota, Eurotiomycetes, Onygenales, Ajellomycetaceae. Gene Ontology annotation, cellular component: RNA polymerase III complex; RNA polymerase I complex; RNA polymerase II, core complex. The record is from RefSeq and is a predicted model, not a curated record. The coding region runs from base 1 to 228 and encodes 75 amino acids. Gene Ontology annotation, molecular function: DNA-directed RNA polymerase activity; zinc ion binding; DNA binding. The transcript has 2 exons. Gene Ontology annotation, biological process: DNA-templated transcription.